Molecule: messenger RNA, 619 nt
Organism: Penaeus vannamei (Pacific white shrimp)
Lineage: Eukaryota; Metazoa; Arthropoda; Malacostraca; Decapoda; Penaeidae
Source: RefSeq, a predicted model, not a curated record
GUGUCACACAUUAGGUCCAUUAUCCCAAGUGUCUCGCUAUCCUCAGACUUCAUUUGUGGUUUUUGCUCAGAAACUGAGGAAGAGUUUGAGGAGACCUUGACCUUGUUGCAGUGGGUCAAGUACAACUAUUGCUACCUCUUUCCAUACAGCUUACGAGAAAAAACUCCUGCUCAGCGUAAACUAGUGGAUGAUAUUUCUCAUGAGGUGAAAAUCAGCCGCCUACAACGGAUGGUGCAGGUGUUCAGGAUGGAAGCCAGCAAAGUUAACAAAGCUCAGGUUGGACAGCAGCAGUUAGUGCUAGUAGAAGGCAGAAGCAAAAGGUCAAAACGAGAGUUUGUUGGGAGAAAUGAUGGUAAUACAAGAGUUAUCUUCCCAGACGUAGAAGUAGAAAGUGGCAGUGAACGAGCUACCCGAGGUGUCAAGGAGGGGGAUUACGUGUCUGUGGUCAUCACGGAUUCUACAUCACAGGUUCUCAGGGGCAUUCCCUUGUCUGUCACCUCCCUGCAGGCCUAUGCUAAUGGCCUUUGAGUUUGUCUCUUUGUAGAUUCAUAAUUGGAAGACUAUGCAAAUGUAUGAAGAAAAAGGUCUGUAUAUUUUAAAUAUAACAAAUGUAUAUUAA